AUGGCUCACUUAAGACGACUACACUUCCAGAAUAGAAAGUGUUGUUCCACUAUAUCUGCCGCCAGUUUACCUGAUUUUAGUGAUUCAUAUUUGGAAGAGAUUAAGAUUUUUAUGCGAAACUUGAAUCAGAGAAAGAUUCGCAAAAUCACUGAAAUCGAUGAAACACAUGAAACGAAUGGCAGUUCGGAAGCAAUGGCUUCAACCUGUGCUCCCAAUCCCUGUACAACAACACAACCCGAGAGUGUGUCGGGAAUGGCCGGUAAUGCAGUCAUAUUUUCACUGAAGAAUCAGGUGGGAGGGCUGGUUCGGGCACUCCGUGAAUUGGAUGUAAAUGUCAAACACAUUGAGUCCCGGCGUUCAAAGAGAAGAGAUUCUGAGUUUGAGAUAUUUGUUGACAUCGAUUGCGAUGAUAAAGAAAAGAUGACACAAUUAGUUCAUCAUUUGAGACAUGAGGUGGACGGCUGUACUUCCGAAGAAUUUGAGCGCUCGUCUCCUAAGAGCAAAGAGAGACACUUAUCUGUGCUAAUGGCACAGCCCUCCAUUGAUACAGAACUGUUUGGAGAGAAUGGGAUGCCAUGGUUUCCCAGAAGAAUAUCAGAUUUGGACUACACUUCCAAUAGAGUACUAAUGUAUGGCUCAGAACUUGACGCCGACCAUCCGGGAUUCAAAGAUCCUAUUUAUAGGAAGAGAAGGGAAUAUUUUAUAGAUUUGGCCACUAAUUAUAAACAGUAUAUAGAGACCUGGGGUAUCAUAUAUAGGAAACUAACCAAGCUAUACACUAAGCACGCGUGCAAAGAGUUUAACGACAACUUUGUACUACUCGUCAAACAUUGCGGUUAUAGGGAAGACAAUCUGCCACAACUCGAAGACGUCUCACUCUUCCUUAAAAACAGAACAGGGUUUCAAUUGCGUCCAGUGGCCGGUUACCUCUCUUCACGUGACUUUUUGGCUGGACUUGCAUUUCGUGUAUUUCAUUGCACGCAAUAUAUCCGCCACUCCAGCGACCCUUUCUAUACUCCCGAACCCGACUGUUGUCAUGAAUUGUUAGGUCAUUGCGCUCUGAUGGCUGACCCACAUUUCGCACAGUUCUCCCAGGAAAUAGGUCUGGCCUCCCUGGGCGCCAAUGACGAGGAGGUGGACAAGUUGGCCACCUGUUACUUCUUCUCAGUCGAGUUCGGACUUUGCAAACAAAACAAUGAAAUGAAGAUAUAUGGCGCCGGACUCCUGUCCAGUGCUGCUGAGCUCCAGCACGCCAUCUCACCAGCGGCUCAUGUGUUGGCUUUUGAUCCGUUGAUUACUUGUCAACAGAUUCCGAUGAUUACUACUUUCCAAACCCACUAUUUCUUUACCGAUAGCUUCGAUGAGGCGAAGGAACAGAUGAGAGAAUUUGCGGCAACUAUUAAGAGACCGUUUGGUGUCCGAUAUAAUCCCUACACCCAAAGCGUCGAGAUAUUGAGUAAUACAAAGAAGAUCAUGGAUUUGGUGAGUGAACUGAAGGGCGACUUAUGUAUUGUCUCUAAUGCUCUUCAAAAGAUUAAAAUCCAAAACACGGAAAAGGCAUAA
This is a messenger RNA of Oppiella nova, 1563 nucleotides long. NCBI's taxonomy places the organism in Eukaryota, Metazoa, Arthropoda, Arachnida, Sarcoptiformes, Oppiidae. The record is from the annotation of a GenBank genome assembly.